Scheffersomyces stipitis CBS 6054 is the source of this 3102-nucleotide messenger RNA. RefSeq lists its product as uncharacterized. Gene Ontology annotation, cellular component: intracellular membrane-bounded organelle. The record is from RefSeq and is a predicted model, not a curated record. Gene Ontology annotation, molecular function: phosphatidylinositol binding. NCBI's taxonomy places the organism in Eukaryota, Fungi, Ascomycota, Pichiomycetes, Serinales, Debaryomycetaceae. The transcript is spliced from 5 exons. The coding region runs from base 1 to 3102 and encodes 1033 amino acids.
AUGGUACUUCAAGUUUUUGGAUACUCCAUUGUAUUUUUCUACGUUCUUCGAUAUACCUUCAUAUACUGGGCUCUAUUUGCCAUAGGAGGAUUCCUAUCUCUAGCCAUUGUAGGCUAUUUUGUGAUAUUUGUCAAAGUGAGGAAGCCAAUUGUGAACAACCCAAAAGUAAAACGGUUCAAGUUCGUAGAACCAUCCAUCUGGAACUCGCAUUCUGAUUCUUCAAUUGAGAAAUUGAACAAACCUAUAAUUGCCGAUUCGUUCUUGGUUUCAGAGACAUUGGAGGAGUUUAUAGAUUUGAUUAUCAAGGAAUUUGUGGAUAGCUGGUUCAAACAGGUCUCGAAGGACAGUUCGUUUCAAGACAGUAUUAAAGUUGAAUUGAAAUCCAUAUUUACUAAGCUUAUACUGAGACUAGCUGAUAUAGACUAUGCUAGGUUGCUAGUAUCUCAGGUUUUACCCAUUGUUAAUGAGCAUUUCAUUUACUUCACUAAAGCGGAAGAGACUGUCAGAGUAAAAGGAACAGUUCCCAAGAGCGAAACCCCUGAGUACCACCUAGCUAUAGCUAAUCAGUUUGACCGGGGUAGAUUGCAUCCUGGAGUUACUGUGUCUAAUCUUGAAAACAACGAUACCAACGAAAAGAAUUACUUGAGAAGCAAAAUCGCUUCUAUACUACCAUAUCUUCUAUCCGAACAAGAAAGAUCAAAUGAAAUCGUGACUUCACUAGUAACAGAAAUCGUUGCUUGCACAAUAUUGACUAGCAUUCUACAAAUGGUGGGAGAAGGCGAUUUUUACAACUUGUUAAUCGUCAAGCUUGUUGGUGAUAAUUUGAAGCAUCGAGAUCAAGUGAAGCGGUUAAGAGAGGCUUUAAAAGAACACACGGAAAUGCUUGCUAAGAAACAGCUGCGAAGAGAAGACGAAGGAACUUCUUCCACUUUUAUGAUCACAGAAAAUACGGAUAUUCCAUCGUUCAAAGAGAUGAUGUCUAAUGUCAAUGAAAUAGAUACGAAUCUCAUAGGAAAUUUGCUGUUAUCUGAUAUUCUUCCCAAUCCUCGAUUUUUUAAGGUCUUUUCUGAAUUCAUGAAGGAUCAGAAUAGGUUGGAAGUAUUGCAAUUCUGGAAGGAAAUAGAUUCUUUAAGAGCUCCAUUAGAGGAAUCUGCUUUGAAUGAGGAUGGCGAAGUGGACAUGUCCGUUUCCUUAGAAUUUACAUCAACUGAUGAUAUACGGCGAAUUCUAGACCAUUAUUCGCAGGUAUAUGUAAACUCGGUAAGCAAGGACUUGCUUCAGGAUGUUGAAAAUCUCAGCAAUGAAAGCUCCAGUGAAAGCAAAUUAAUAAGAUAUCAAAAAGCUAGAAAGACGAUGUUUAAGGUUCAGCAAGCUAUAUUUAAUGAAAUGGUUGAAACUGAUCUUCCUGCCUUCAAGAAAUCAGAUCUUGGCAAUAUCCAGGCGAUUUCCAAAAAUGAGAGAGUUAAUCCUGAGGUAAUUCAAGCUGUGGAGGAUGCCUUUACGAAAAUUAUGAAAGACCCUUCAGAGAACGAAAAUAGAUUUUCCUAUGACCAAAAGAUCAACUUUUCGGAAAAACAAGCAAUCACAGCAGAAGUGAAGAAAGAAUUAUUUUUGUUUGGUUACGAUUCCACUGAAGGUCUCAAUCUUGGGCUGAACAAUAGGAGUUCGAAGCUUUUUGACGAUCUCAGCGAUGAAUCUGGAACAGACACUGACUCAAUGACAUAUGAUUCCGAUUCCCAAGUUUUGCCAAUCGAUUCAGAAGAAAGUGGCAAUCCUGGUCUGGAAGUAUUUUGGGCUGCCCCAGGGAACUUGAAUCUCGCGGAGGAAAUCCCCAAACUCACUGACCAAAUCGAGAAGCUCAAUGAGCAGGUUAAGGUUUUAAUUCCACUUAUCAGGAAAGCAGAACUUACUAAUAACAUUUCUGAAUUAAAAAUUUUGACUAAGUCUAAAGUCAGCGUGGAGAGAGAAAUAAAUUCAAAGGAAUUACAGAAACAGCAGUAUAUCGUUCAAGAAAACGAUAAUAGUUUAUAUGGCAAAUCAAGAGUGAGCAUUCAAUCCUAUAUCAGCGGGUCUGAGAAUGGGAAAGAAUUCAUACUAUACAUUGUUGAAGUGCAAAAAUUUAGCAGCAACGAUCCUCUGAUUGUCAGAGCUGGUUGGGUUGUUGCUAGAAGAUUUAGUCAAUUCUUUAAGUUGCAUGAAUAUUUGAAAUUGAGGUACCCUCAGGUGUCCAAUAUCCGAUUCCCCAAGAGGACGAUGUCUGUGCUUAAGUUUCAACAAAGGCAGCUUGUGGAAUUGAGAAAGAUUGCACUUGAAGAGUAUUUACAGCUCUUGAUCCAAAUUCCUGAAGUGUGUCUGAAUAAGGCGUUCAGAUCGUUUCUAUCAUCAGAGAACUUUACACUUCGGAAGAAUCAAACGUUUGAAGAUGGGAUCACUGGAGAUGGAAGUCGCUCCAAGAAUAAUGUUGAAUUGGUAGCCAACAAGUUGUAUAAUGGAAUUUCAACUAGGUUGGUUCCCAAUUUCAAUACUGUUCCUACGAAGGCAGCUACUGAUGUAGCGACUAAUGAAGAAAUGAUGGAUAAUAUCAAGGAUAUGCAACAGGAAUUGAAGUGGUUUGACGAAUACGGCAGUUCGAGUAGCAAAGAGGUGUUUGUCAAACCGAUCUGUGAUUUGCUCAUAUCGGUAUUUCGGCUCAACAAUUCAAAGAGUUGGUUAAGAGGGCGAGCAUUAGUGUUGAUUCUACAACAGUUGUUUGGUACUACAAUCGAAAAGAAAACCUACGAACAGGUUGAUCUACAGCUAAAAACAGAGGAGAAGAUGCUCGACUUGUUGAUCAACUUACAGAAUAUAGUGUUCCCCAAUGGCAAGUUCAAGGAUCCACCAGUGUUACGUACUCUAUAUCAGAGAUCAACAACCAGACAGGAAGCUCGUGUGCUACUUGGAGUAUUUAUGAAUGAGACAUGUUCGAGAAUAUUCGGUACGUCUAAUACCAACUUCGCCUCAACCAAAAUAUUUUCCAUGAUCCAGAACGACUUUCUCAACAAGCACUUGAUUCUUCAGAUCAUCGACGAAUUGGUGGCAAAAGCAUUUCCUGAGCUCACGUAA